Messenger RNA from Aspergillus nomiae NRRL 13137, 1263 nucleotides. Its product is annotated as Zn(II)2Cys6 transcription factor domain-containing protein. Gene Ontology annotation, biological process: regulation of transcription by RNA polymerase II. Gene Ontology annotation, molecular function: zinc ion binding; DNA-binding transcription factor activity, RNA polymerase II-specific. The record is from RefSeq and is a predicted model, not a curated record. The coding region runs from base 1 to 1263 and encodes 420 amino acids. The transcript has 2 exons. NCBI's taxonomy places the organism in Eukaryota, Fungi, Ascomycota, Eurotiomycetes, Eurotiales, Aspergillaceae.
AUGGACAGCGCCGCGCUGCACAAGGUUCGCUCGCGGAGAUCACAUCAGAAGUCUCGACUAGGCUGUAAAAAUUGCAAACGGCGGCGGGUGAAGUGUGAUGAGAAGAGGCCAUCGUGUACGAAUUGCGUAAACCAUUCUAUUGAAUGCGACUUCUCCGUAUCUACUCCAACAUCGCCAUCACCAUCACCACCUGCAGCAUCAUCGGCUCGUCAGCGGUACCGUUUCAAACAAUCCAAGUAUCAGACUUUAUCUUCUUCAGCGCCUAAUGAAAGAAAUCAGCGCCCUGGAGACAGCUCUGUUGCCGUCCAAUGCGAUCUUUCCGCCAACAACAGUGCUGCGGGCGGAAUCUCGUUUGCGGAUCUUCAACUCUUUCAUCACUAUCUUAUAUCCACAUAUCGCACACUUACAGACGAGGCUUUGGACCGACAUGGUGUUUGGUCGAUUCACAUCCCACAGUGGGGAAUCUCGUUUCCCUCGAUCCUCCAUCUAAUGCUGGCUUUGUCAGCUCUCCAUCUUGGUCAUCAGAAUCCAGAUCUUCGGCACCAAUAUGUGAUGCAGGCAAAUGAUCAUUUUACUUUUGGUAUCCGAUCUGUCACUACCGUCCUCUCACAAUUGGACUCCGAGAAUUGUCAAAUGAUUUAUAUGUCAGCAGUCAUGAUCUGUCUCGUUUACUUCGGACACGGCCCCCGACCAGGAGAAUAUCUCGUAUUCAGUCGCCAAGGGCAGGCUGAGUGGCUAGUUCUCAUGAGGGGAGUUCGUUCGAUUCUGGCAUCAAAUCGCGCUGAGAUCUUCUCCGGUAUCUUAACACCUCAGACGGAUGAUAGCGUCCAAAGCGUCACUCCCGACUUGGAGAGAGAAUUGCAUCAACAUUGCGAUCGCAUCAAGGAGAUAAUGACUUUGAUCGAGAUGCAGACGGCUGGCACCGAAAGGGACUUGUAUAUUAGCGCUUUGGGCUGCCUACCAGACAGUUUCGAGGAAGCUUAUAUGAUGCGAAGUGCGGGAAAAGACGGGGUAUCUUUAUUACCUAUGGUCAUAGGCUGGAUAUAUCGACGCCCAGAAGCAUUUAUCGUGCUUCUGGAAAAAAAAGAUCCAUUCGCGCUCGUUAUUCUGGCUUAUUGGAGUAUUCUACUAACCUAUAUGACCUCGUCCUGGCUCUUUGUUGGUUGGGAUCAACAUGUUAUCGAAGGUAUUCGGGAUUCUCUGAAGGAAGAGUUCCAUGAUUGGAUCAGCUGGCCUGAGACUGUCAUCAGCAUGCGAGGCUAG